AUGCACGCCGUGCCGCAGCCGUUUCGGGCUCGCGAGGACACGGGCGACCGGCCCGAGGCGAGCCCGGUCCAGUCGGGCGGAGCCGCGGCGAUGGUCGCCAUCGCGGCAGUGACGCCAGUGGCUCUGGCAGGAGGCAGCCUGGGCAGCCACGACAAGAUGAUCGCGCAGGUGGCCGCAGUGGGGGUACUGGUGGUGGCCGGGGAGACGCGCGAGCUGCUCCCCUACGCGCAUGUGCUGCUGCAGGAGCUGCUCGGGGAGAACAUGGACAUCAAGCACGACCUGGUGGAGCUGGGCGACCCGGAUCGCGAGCUGGACUGUGGGGCCUGCUACCUCGUGGACGGGAACCACGCGAUACGGGCGGCGUGGUUCGCGGGCAACGGCAAGGAGCAGAGGAGGUCGGCGAAGCUGGCGCUAGCCGUAGGGCUGUUCACGGGCGCGGAUCUGGGCUCCCGCCGUCGCAUGUUGAAGCGCAACCCCCG
Molecule: messenger RNA, 479 nt
Organism: Prorocentrum cordatum
Lineage: Eukaryota; Dinophyceae; Prorocentrales; Prorocentraceae
Source: the annotation of a GenBank genome assembly